Molecule: messenger RNA, 4776 nt
Organism: Castor canadensis (American beaver)
Lineage: Eukaryota; Metazoa; Chordata; Mammalia; Rodentia; Castoridae
Gene: Tmem94
Product: transmembrane protein 94
Source: RefSeq, a predicted model, not a curated record
CACAUAUUUCCGCCAGGUUCCCAGAGGGGAGGAUGAAGCUACAGUCUAGCGCGCAGCACAGCCAAUAAAAAAUCAGGAUUCUCUCCCGUCUCAGAUUCUGACCAAUCAGUGCCCGAAGCUUUAGUUUGUUGGCCAGAGCUCUGUCGUUAGGGAAAGGAGACAAACCCACUUAGAAUUGCCAGUAACCGACAUGGCUGCGGCCCCUGGAGGAGGGGACGUGAUGUGAGGAGGGGGCUGGGAGGGGAGAGGACGCGGGCGAGGAAGACAGGCCCUGGGGCCCGAUGCUGUAGCUGUGACAGACUCUCUGGGGUUUGUCAAUGUUGAGGAGGAAUCUUCUUUCUGGGGGUGACUGCACUCAUCUGGGCAUGCCUGAAGUACCCUGGGCCCAUGGAACUGAAGGAGAAGCAUCUGGGAGAGCCCCCCUUGGCCCUGGGCCUGUCCACCUGGAAGGCCCUCAGUGUCCUGAAGGAACAGCUGGAGGCCGUGUUGGAGGGACACCUCAAAGAACGGAAGAAAUGUCUCACGUGGAAGGAGGCAUGGAGAAGCAGCUUCUUGCACCUGGGUAACCGUUGCUCCUGUUUCCACUGGCCGGGGGCCUCACUCAUGCUGCUGGCGGUGCUGCUACUGCUGGGCUGCUGUGGGGGCCAGCCAGCUGGAAGCCACGGGGUGGAGCUUGUGAAUGCCUCUGCACUGUUCCUACUGCUGCUUCUCAACCUCGUCCUCAUCGGGCGGCAGGAUCGGCUGAAGCGCCAGGAAGUGGAGCGCAGGCUCAGAGGGAUCAUUGACCAAAUCCAAGAUGCCCUCAGGGAUGGCAAGGAGAUCAAGUGGCCAAAUGCCAUGUAUCCUGACCUUCACAUGCCCUUUGCACCAUCCUGGUCGCUGCACUGGGCCUACAGAGAUGGACACCUGGUCAAUCUACCAGUCAGCUUGUUGGUAGAAGGAGACAUCAUAGCCCUAAGGCCUGGCCAGGAAUCCUUCGCUUCCCUGAGGGGGAUCAAGGAUGAUGAGCACAUUGUCCUGGAGCCAGGUGACCUGUUUCCCCCUUUCUCUCCACCACCCUCUCCCCGGGGAGAAGUGAAGAAAGGGCCACAGAACCCCCAGCAGCACCGGCUCUUCCGUGUCUUGGAGACCCCUGUGAUUGACAAUGUCAGGUGGUGCUUGGACAUGGCUCUGUCCCGCCCAGUCACUGCUUUGGACAAUGAAAGGUUCACAGUGCAGUCAGUGAUGCUGCAUUAUGCAGUGCCCGUGGUCCUGGCCGGCUUUCUCAUCACCAAUUCCCUGCGUUUCAUGUUCAGUGCCCCUGGGGUCACUUCUUGGCAGUACACCCUCCUUCAGCUCCAGGUUAAUGGCAUGCUGCCUAUCCUCCCCCUGCUCUUCCCAGUCCUCUGGGUGCUGGCGACUGCCUGUGGAGAAGCCCGUGUCCUAGCCCAGAUGAGCAAGGUCUCGCCCAGCUCCCUGUUGGCCAAGUUCUCAGAGGAUACUCUCAGCAGCUAUACAGAAGCCGUCUCCUCUCAGGAAAUGCUGCGCUGCAUUUGGGGCCACUUCCUGAGGGUGAUCCAAGGGACAUCACCAACGCUGAGCCACAGUGCCAGCCUGCUGCACAGCUUGGGCUCCGUCACGGUCCUGUGCUGUGUGGACAAGCAGGGGAUCCUGUCAUGGCCAAAUCCCAGCCCAGAGACUGUGCUGUUCUUCAGUGGGAAAGUGGAACCCCCUCACAGCAGCCAUGAGGACCUCACAGAUGACCUGUCCACCCGCUCCUUCUGCCAUCCUGAGCCCCAUGAACGAGAUGCCCUUCUUGCUGGCUCCAUGAACAAUACCCUGCACCUUUCCAACGAGCAGGAGCAUGGCGACUGGCCUGGUGAUGGCCCCAAGCCCCCUGAGCCCUACUCUCACCACAAGGCGCACGGCCGCAGCAAACACCUGUCCGGCUCCAACGUGAGCUUCAGCAGGGACACUGAGGGUGGCGAGGAAGAGCUCAGCAAGGCCCAGCCUGGGAUGGAAGGGGAACCCUAUGAGGCUGAGGACUUUGUGUGCGACUACCACCUGGAGAUGCUGAGCCUGUCCCAGGACCAGCAGAACCCCUCCUGCAUCCAGUUCGAUGACUCCAAUUGGCAGCUGCACCUCACCUCCCUCAAGCCUCUAGGGCUCAAUGUGCUGCUGAACCUGUGCAAUGCCAGUGUCACCGAGCGCCUGUGCCGCUUCUCCGACCACCUGUGCAACAUUGCCCUGCAGGAGAGCCACAGCGCUGUGCUGCCCGUGCACGUGCCCUGGGGCCUCUGUGAGCUGGCCCGCCUCAUCGGCUUCACUCCAGGGGCCAAGGAGCUCUUCAAGCAGGAAAAUCAUCUUGCACUGUACCGCCUCCCAAGUGCCGAGACCAUGAAGGAGACCUCGCUGGGGCGACCCUCCUGUGUCACCAAGCGGCGCCCCCCCCUCAGCCACAUGAUCAGCCUCUUCAUCAAGGACACUGCCACCAGCACAGAACAGAUGCUGUCCCAUGGCACGGCUGAUGUGGUCUUGGAGGCCUGCACAGACUUCUGGGAUGGGGCUGACAUCUACCCUCUUUCUGGUUCUGACAGAAAGAAAGUGCUGGAUUUCUAUCAGCGAGCCUGCCUGUCUGGUUAUUGCUCUGCCUUUGCCUACAAGCCUAUGAGCUGUGCUCUGUCCUCCCAGCUCAAUGGCAAGUGCAUUGAGCUGGUGCAGGUGCCUGGUCAGAGCAGUAUCUUCACUACAUGUGAGCUGCCCGGCACCGUCCCCAUCAAACAGAAUGCUCGCCGAAACAGCUGGAGCUCUGACGAAGGGAUCGGGGAAGUGCUGGAGAAGGAAGACUGCAUGCAGGCCCUGAGCGGUCAGAUCUUCAUGGGCAUGGUGUCCUCCCAGUACCAGGCUCGACUGGACAUCGUGCGCCUCAUCGAUGGGCUGGUCAACGCCUGCAUCCGCUUUGUCUACUUUUCUUUGGAGGAUGAGCUCAAAAGCAAGGUGUUUGCAGAAAAGAUGGGCCUGGAGACAGGCUGGAACUGCCACAUCUCCCUUACACCCAAUGGUGACAUGCCUGGCUCUGAGAUCCCCCCUUCCAGCCCCAGCCAUGCAGGCUCCCUACAUGAUGAUCUGAAUCAGGUGUCCCGGGAUGAUGUGGAAGGGCUUCUCCUACUGGAGGAGGAGGGUCACUCGGACCUCAUCAGCUUCCAGCCUACAGACAGUGACAUCCCCAGCUUUCUGGAGGACUGCAACCGGGCCAAACUACCCCGGGGUAUCCACCAGGUGCGGCCCCAUCUACAGAACAUUGACAAUGUGCCCCUGCUGGUGCCCCUCUUCACUGACUGUACCCCUGAGACCAUGUGUGAGAUGAUAAAGAUCAUGCAGGAGUAUGGGGAGGUGACCUGCUGCCUGGGUAGCUCUGCCAACCUGCGGAACAGCUGCCUGUUCCUCCAGAGUGAUGUCAGCAUUGCCCUGGAUCCCCUGUACCCAUCCCGCUGCUCCUGGGAGACCUUUGGCUACGCCACCAGCACCAGCAUGGCCCAGGCCUCAGAUGGCCUGUCUCCCCUGCAGCUGUCAGGGCAGCUCAACAGCCUGCCCUGCUCCCUGACCUUCCGCCAGGAGGAGACCAUCAGCAUCAUCCGGCUCAUUGAGCAGGCUCGGCAUGCCACCAAUGGCAUCCGUAAGUGCUUCCUCUUCCUGCUGCAGUGCCAGCUGACCCUCGUGGUCAUCCAGUUCCUUUCUUGCCUGGUCCAGCUGCCACCUCUCCUGAGUACCACAGACAUCCUAUGGCUGUCCUGCUUUUGCUACCCUUUGCUCAGCAUCUCUCUGCUGGGGAAACCACCUCAUAGCUCCAUCAUGUCUAUGGCAACAGGGAAAAACCUUCAGUCCAUUCCUAAGAAGACCCAGCACUACUUCCUGCUCUGCUUCUUGCUGAAGUUCAGCCUCACCAUCAGCUCGUGCCUCAUCUGCUUUGGCUUCACACUGCAGAGCUUCUGUGACAGUGUCCGGGCCCGCAACCUCACCAACUGCUCUUCAGUCAUGCUGCGCAGCAAUGAUGAUAGGGCUCCAGCUUGGUUUGAAGACUUUGCCAAUGGGCUGCUGUCGGCUCAGAAGCUCACUGCCGCCCUGAUUGUCCUGCACACUGUUUUCAUCUCGAUAACCCAUGUGCAUCGCACCAAGCCCCUAUGGAGAAAGAGCCCCUUGACAAACCUCUGGUGGGCUGUGACUGUGCCUGUAGUGUUGCUGGGUCAGGUGGUCCAGACGGCUGUUGACCUGCAGCUGUGGACACACAGGGACAGCCACAUCCACUUUGGCCUGGAGGAUGUGCCCCUGCUGACAUGGCUCCUGGGCUGCUUAUCCUUGGUCCUUGUGGUGGUCACCAACGAGAUCGUAAAGCUGCAUGAGAUUCGGGUUCGAGUCCGCUAUCAGAAGCGACAGAAGCUGCAGUUUGAAACUAAGCUGGGCAUGAAUUCUCCCUUCUGAGCCAUUGGCCAUGGUGGCCCUUGUCCCUGGAGCUAACACCAGACCCAUUCCUGAGUCUGGGGAGUUGGUAUCAUGAAUGUUUCAGGGUUUGUUCUUGUGCCCCCUGGCAUCAGAGGCCCAGCUCUGGUCAUUGGAGACCCUGCUGUCUUCCUGACCCUGGGGCUCACUGUGGAGAAGCUGAGGAGCCUUGGCCGAACACGACCAUUUUGGCUCUUCUCUGGCCUUACCAGGGGCACUCGAAUGUAUGAACUCAGGUGCAUGGUAGAGGGACUCUUAGUCCUCUCCCAUGGGCUGCCCCACUUCAGGGUUCCCUUACCC